Gamsiella multidivaricata is the source of this 374-nucleotide messenger RNA. RefSeq lists its product as uncharacterized. The record is from RefSeq and is a predicted model, not a curated record. NCBI's taxonomy places the organism in Eukaryota, Fungi, Mortierellomycota, Mortierellomycetes, Mortierellales, Mortierellaceae. Bases 28 to 345 code for a protein of 105 amino acids. The transcript is spliced from 3 exons.
CACUGUGGCUUGAACGCGUCCAAAUUCAUGGUAGACUGCUCCCAGACAGAAACAGAGGCGUUACGACAAUCAUUCAAGACACUGGAUAUCUAUUACUGCUCGUUUCAUGUUGCACAGGCAUGGGAGCGAAAGACAAAAGAAUAUCAUGGAGUUGACGUCUGUAAUGCUAUGCGACUACCUUUGAAAGAGAUACGGAAUGCCAGAACUGAUGCAGAGCGAGUGCAGAAGUGGGAUGGUUUCACAAAGGCGUUCCUGAAACGUAAGAAGAUGAUCAACUACCUGAAAACGUGGAUGGUCCCAGAACGAGUGGAGAAAUGGGCAUUGUACCUUAGAAAGGUACUGUGAGAAAGGCAGCAUAUCAAUACCAACAACCU